Diversispora eburnea is the source of this 276-nucleotide messenger RNA. NCBI's taxonomy places the organism in Eukaryota, Fungi, Glomeromycota, Glomeromycetes, Diversisporales, Diversisporaceae. The record is from the annotation of a GenBank genome assembly.
AUGACACAUGAGCAAGCUACAAGUCCUAUGUGCCUUGGCACUAGCUCUGCUAUUAGCAACGAAAAAGUUAACUUGACUGGUCAAUUAGAUACAAAUGAUACCGUUAUACUAGAUCAAUCUACAGGCAUUGAUUUAGAAACUAUCUUCACCUACGAAGACAAGAUUGCUGAAAUCAAAAAAGGAGAAAGCGAGAAUUCUUUAGUCCGAUUAUAUCAAAAAGUGCUUAAAGCCAAAAAUUGUGUAAUUCAGACCUAUCAAGAAGAAAUUCGGUGCUAG